Molecule: messenger RNA, 1404 nt
Organism: Vitis riparia (riverbank grape)
Lineage: Eukaryota; Viridiplantae; Streptophyta; Magnoliopsida; Vitales; Vitaceae
Product: NAC domain-containing protein 83
Exons: 3
Coding region: 228-983 (251 amino acids)
Biological process (GO): regulation of DNA-templated transcription
Molecular function (GO): DNA binding
Source: RefSeq, a predicted model, not a curated record
CUCAACCCACACCCCACCUUCGCCUUUUCUUUUCUUUCUUUCUUUACACCAGUCCCCUCCCUUCCUUUUUCCUCCCUCUCUUUUCUUAUUCUCUUACUUUGCUGGAUUAUAAGUACUACCACAUAUGUCUUCCUUCGAAUUGGACCUCAAUCAGUUAUCAUUUCUCAACUAGUCUCUUCUUCUUCUCCUUCAGCUUCAGCUCUAGAGUUGAUAGGAUUUUUUUAGCUAUGGAGAAGCUCAAUUUUGUGAAGAAUGGCGUCCUCAGAUUGCCUCCUGGCUUCCGCUUCCAUCCUACUGAUGAAGAGCUGGUGGUGCAGUACUUGAAGCGCAAGGCCUAUUCUUGCCCCCUGCCCGCCUCCAUCAUCCCUGAGGUCGAUGUCUGCAAGGCUGAUCCUUGGGAUUUGCCAGGUGAUUUGGAGCAGGAGAGGUACUUCUUCAGCACCAGGGAGGCCAAGUACCCGAAUGGAAACCGGUCGAAUAGAGCCACGGUUUCGGGUUACUGGAAGGCAACUGGAAUUGACAAGCAAAUUGUAGCUUCCAAGGGGAACCAGGUUGUGGGGAUGAAGAAAACUUUGGUUUUUUAUAGAGGAAAGCCUCCACAUGGGUCGAGAACCGAUUGGAUUAUGCACGAAUACCGGCUUGUUGGUGCUGAAACCACCCCACAGAGAAAGAGCUCGACAACUCAGAGCUCAAUGGCGCAAGCGGAGAACUGGGUGUUGUGCCGCAUAUUCCUGAAGAAACGGGGCACGAAAAAUGAUGAGGAGAUGAUGCAAACCAACAAUGAGAACCGGGUGGUUCAGAAGUUGAGGAACAGCAGGCCUGUUUUCUAUGAUUUCUUGACAAGGGACAGGGAUGAUACUAAUCUUGCUUCUUCCAAUUCUUCCGGUUCAAGUGGGAUCACAGAGGUGUCGAAUACCGAAUCAGAAGAACACGAAGAAAGCAGUAGUUGCAAUAGUUUCUCGCCUUUCAGAAGAAAACCAUAACCAUAUAUAUACUCACUCUCCCCUUUCAGUAAUGCCUGCUGUAUCAGUAACUGGGUUUCUGGAAAGAAAAAAGAAGAAAAAAACACCCAAGAUUAAAAUAACCAUCUAAGAAUUCUCAUGUUCAGCCACUUCUUUUCCGGAGUCUCGUCUGUAAUCAAUGAUCAUCACUUCAUAGAGAGGUUUAAAAAUGGAAGAAAAAAAAAAAAAUUCGGCAUCAUCAACUGUCAAUUACUAGUAAUUUUGAGAGCAGGGGUGUUGGCAGAUGGUAUAGUUUAUGCUAUGUAAUCAACCAUCCCCAAAGUUUCAAAAUUAGUGAUGAUCAUCUCUCCUUUUUCUCUCUUUUUUGUUUUCUUGUUUUGUUUUUUUUGUUUUUUUGGUUUUUUGCUAUGAAACUUGCCCCCUAAAACCACUCAUAAUUCAA